Diaporthe amygdali is the source of this 555-nucleotide messenger RNA. RefSeq lists its product as uncharacterized. The coding region runs from base 1 to 555 and encodes 184 amino acids. NCBI's taxonomy places the organism in Eukaryota, Fungi, Ascomycota, Sordariomycetes, Diaporthales, Diaporthaceae. Gene Ontology annotation, biological process: pyruvate import into mitochondria. Gene Ontology annotation, molecular function: pyruvate transmembrane transporter activity. The transcript is spliced from 2 exons. The record is from RefSeq and is a predicted model, not a curated record. Gene Ontology annotation, cellular component: mitochondrial inner membrane.
AUGUCUUCCUCCGCCGCCUCCUUCGCCCGCGCCUCCCGGCCGCUCUUCUCCUCCGCGUCCGCCGCAGCCCAGACCCGACAGGCCUUCUCGCGCGCCUCGGGCUUCCAACAGGCCUUCCGCACCCAGCAGCGACAACAAUGGGGCCGCAGGUGGCAGUCCACCGCCAGUGCUGAGCAGCAGGCGGCCCAGCAGGUCGGCUGGUUCAAGCGCAUGUGGGACAGCCCCAUCGGCUUCAAGACGGUACACUUCUGGGCGCCCGUCAUGAAGUGGGCCAUCGUCCUCGCCGGCAUAGCCGACUUCGGCCGCCCGGCCGAGAAGCUCUCGCUGCAGCAGAACGGCGCCCUGACCGCCACUGGCAUCAUCUGGACGCGCUGGUGCCUCAUCAUCAAGCCCAAGAACUACCUGCUCGCCGCCGUCAACUUCUUCCUCGGCGUCGUCGGCGUCGUCCAGGUCACCCGCAUCCUGCUGUGGCGCCAAAGCCAGAAGGACAAGUCCCUCGCCGACGAGGUCAGCGAGGUCAAGGAGGAGGUCAAGGAGGCCAUCAAGAGCGCUUAG